GGCCGAAAAGUUUGUAAACAAAGCAGCUGUCGACUACAAACGUGCUUCAUUUCUCACGAUGGCGGAAGCAGAUAAGCAGUUUCUUUUGCCACCGCCUAAAUUUAAGGACGAGGUAAAGAAAAGUCUCGACAGCUUUAGCCGUCACCUAAAUCCUCAUUUCUCAACACCGAGUGGAAUGCUGCUAACGCGCGACAAGCAGCCGCCUCCGAUGUACGGGCCACGUGGUUCUACCGUUCCACCGCGAUUCUUGGGCAAUCCACGGAAACGACCAGCAGAAGGAUCGCCUUCGAACCAUGGAAACAAUCGGCAAAUGCAACCGGGUGGAUUUCAAAGUAAUUACAAAGGAGGAAAACACAACCGUCCACCCCGACCGCCGAACAAUCAUGGAUUUGAUAAGGAGGUGAAGCCAGAAUUGUUAGUUUUGGAUUGGAAGCUGUGGUGCGAGAGAUGCGACAUUAAUUGCCGUUCGGAAGAAGAGUAUAGGCAACACCUGUCCAACCACACACCGUGUACCGUGCCGGGCUGUAAGUUUGUUGGACACCCGAUGAUCAUGAAGAGACACGAGCGCCAAACGCAUCGAGAUGAUGGUGGCUCGAAAGAACCUGCGGUGGGACCUUCAGCAGAAGAGAUUGAGCAAUGGAAAGAAGAACGCCGCAAACGGUACCCUACGAAACAGAACGUUAUUCUACGGCAGCAUGCACAGGAAGUGCGGUUCAAUCGCGGUGAACGUAUUGAGGAAAACAGGGAUCGUUUUCCGAAACGACCUUCAGCGACGAACGAUGAAGCUCGUGAGAACGGCCCAAGAAGAGACAACGGUCCUCCCACGGCCAGGUGGAAACGACCGAAGGGUAGAAAACGGACAUUGAGGCCAGCACCGGUGCCGGUGGUUGAGGAAUACCCGGGUAGAAUAUCAUUCAAAGGAACUUCAUUGUUAAAAGACUAUAAAGAUCCGCCCGUGAAUAGCUUGACAUUGCUUGGAGACUAUGGAUCAGGAAGUGAAAGUGGAUCAGACGACGAAGAACUAGCGAAUGAAGCGGUAGAGAAGCCAAAAGCAUCGAUCGAACAAACCAGCACCAAACAGUCGAUCGUGGAAUCAGAAAAUGUGCUUAGCGAAGGCGAAAUAGUAGGCAAUGAAAUAACUAACAAUGAAAUCAACUGUAACUUGGAUGGAUACACACGACCAGUAAUCGAAGUAGAAACUGAGCCAAUUUCUACAAAAACGGCAAACGUUCCCAACAAUACUGUGGAAAUUAUCGACGAAGCUAAUCAACAAAAACCGCAAAUAUGUGUUGCUACUGGAUCGUCAAAAAACACCAGCACGGAAGAAAACUCCUCUCAACAAAUAUCGAAAAAUAAUGUUCCUAAUGGACCAUCCACAAGUGUGUCAAGUUCUUCAGCAGGAAUACGACCGAAACAACAGAAUCCCAAACGUGGAAACACUUUCAAAGCUGAACUUGUGACGAAACGCAACAGACCUUUGCUGGACUAUUCGAAGCUUCGCCGAUCCAAUCAGAACACAAUGUUGGAGAAAUUGCUCGAUUCAGACAUCCGGCAUGAGCGGAACGUGUUGCUUCAGUGUGUACGACAUGUAAUAGUGAACAAAUUCUUCGGAGUAGGACAACCGAAAGAAAAAAAUGCGACGGCACCUGAUGUUAGUAAUGUUAGCCAAGAUGCCAAGGAAUGAAAUACAUGUUUUUUUUAUUGAAUAUUUA
This is a messenger RNA of Anopheles stephensi (Asian malaria mosquito), 1712 nucleotides long. It is a transcript of the gene Nufip, whose product is annotated as nuclear fragile X mental retardation-interacting protein 1. Gene Ontology annotation, molecular function: RNA binding. Gene Ontology annotation, biological process: box C/D snoRNP assembly. The coding region runs from base 59 to 1684 and encodes 541 amino acids. Lineage: Eukaryota; Metazoa; Arthropoda; Insecta; Diptera; Culicidae. Gene Ontology annotation, cellular component: nucleus. The transcript has a single exon. The record is from RefSeq and is a predicted model, not a curated record.